Myripristis murdjan (pinecone soldierfish) is the source of this 2706-nucleotide messenger RNA. RefSeq names its product stathmin 2b (gene stmn2b). The transcript has 5 exons. Gene Ontology annotation, cellular component: neuron projection; growth cone; cytoplasm. Gene Ontology annotation, biological process: microtubule depolymerization; regulation of microtubule polymerization or depolymerization; neuron projection development. Bases 131 to 670 code for a protein of 179 amino acids. Gene Ontology annotation, molecular function: tubulin binding. The record is from RefSeq and is a predicted model, not a curated record. Lineage: Eukaryota; Metazoa; Chordata; Actinopteri; Holocentriformes; Holocentridae.
CGCACCGACAGCCCCCGUCUCUGCUGACUCAGUGCCUUACCAGCAGUACCUUCGCCCCGAGGAAGGCUACAGGAUUCAACCACCGACGCUCACUUCUCCGGUAAAUCCGUCCCGGCGCCACCGUACAGACAUGGCUAAGACCGCAAUCGCUUACAAAGAGAAGAUGAAGGAGAUUUCAGUUCUUUCCCUCAUCUGUUCUUGUCUGUACCCAGAGACUCGCAAGAACAUCAUGGGUGAGUUUGAAGACAUGGACAUCAAGCCCAUUAACAAGCGAGCCUCAGGCCAGGCCUUUGAGGUUAUCCUGAAGCCUCCCUCCCCCGUGUCGGAUGCUGCCCACUGCAUCACUAACCCCCCCAAGAAGGACAUUUCCCUGGAGGACAUCCAGAAGAAGCUGGAGGCAGCUGAGGACCGGAGGAGAUCCCAGGAGGCGCAGGUGCUUCGGGCCCUGGCAGAGAAGCGGGAGCACGAGCGCGACGUGCUGAUGAAGGCCAUGGAGGAGAACAGCAACUUCAGCCGCAUGGCCGAGGAGAAGCUCCAGCUGAAGAUGGAGCAGAUCCAGGAGAACCGGGAGGCCUACCUGGCAUCCAUCAUGGAGCGCCUGCAGGAGAAGGAGCGGCAUGCGCAGGAGGUGCGCAGGAACAAGGAGCUGAGAGAAGAGGUGACAGCGUGAGCAGCCCCAGCCGGUUUCACAAUCCCCCCCACCCCCGCUCACCCAACCCAACCCCGAGGAACACCCCCAACCUUCCUCCUGCAGCCCGCCCCACCCUCCUCCCCGACAUACCCACCCAUACUACUAUGAAACUACCACAACCCUAUUUCAGAAGCCUGGGACGCCACCCCUAGGCAGGGGGCGGCUAAAGUCCCAACACAAUAGCAUUAGCAAAGCGGUGGGGUGGAGAAACAAAACAAAAAAAAAAGAAAAAAAGAAAAAUUGUCCCACUCACUCUUCCCAAAAAAAAAAAAGAAUGUUUUUGCUCUCUUUCAAACGAGAAGAAAAAAAUCAAAUUGACAAGUGACAGUGGGUAUUGGUUUUGUAAAUACUUCUUUUUUUGUUAUAUACAGUACAAUACAAGCAGCAAAAGUAUUGAUUGCCGUGUGCCAUUUUUAUAUAUAAUUUUUCUCUCCCUGCAUAUAUAUGGAUGUAAUCAUUCUUUUUUUCCCCCCUUUCAUUUCAGCCUGAGAAUCUUUUUUGCAGUUUCUCUUGUGUGGUAACAGGCUUUGGUGUUUGUUGUGAGUUUCCCAGCUAGCUGACAUUUGCUGUGACUGGUUGCGUCCUGACGAGGCCUGCAUUCUGGUUUUCAUUCCCCCGUCCCUUCAAGUGUGCACUUUUUGCUUUUCACCCCGCAGAUCAAAAAUAGUAAUAAAAUUAAAAAAAAAAAAUGCUGGAUCUCUGUUGGAGAGGGGUUUUCCAUACAGUUUCUGCCACUGUUCCUCCAGCUACCGAGGGACAUGUGCACUAAAGAGGGCAGAAGGAAAGGGGACAAGCAUGCAGUCUUCGUCUGUUUAUGUGUCAGUGUGGGGAAUGCAAGCCGUCACUGCACAUCCGCUCCUGUGAGGUAGAUGGUGAUUGUACCACAGGAGGAUACUAUAGCAUUUAAUGAGCCCUUUCUCAUCCCCUCUCUCUCUCCGUCUGCAGCCCUUUCAUCCCUCCUCGCUCCUUCACACAUUUCUCCACAUAAACACAAGCAUCCGCACUCACUCACAUUCUGUCCAAAUGGGCAGGCAUUUAGCCAAUCAUAGCACAGAGCUCAGGAGGAGCUCGCUAAAUUCUGUCCAUCUGGCAUUGUAAAGCUCACGUGACAUCCCUGACCAAUGGCGAGCCUCAGAUGUCCUUUAGAGGCAAGGCUUCAAUCACAUUUCAAUCAAACAGUAGUAUUUGUCAGCACUGGGGAGAAAAUACAUCCUGAGACACAGAUACUUUGUAGGCUUUGAGUGCAGGUUACUUUGAGAAACUCUCUCAAUGUUGUGACUGUAAAUAUUAGUAUGGAGAAAAUAUGACUGAGUUACAUCAUCGUCCAUUACAUAGAGGCUAGAGUAGUGCUCAACAUCAGCGUCUAGUGGAAUCACUGUUGCCAUAUUAGCUUGUGUGGAUCCCCCAUGUCCUGUGUCAUUGUGCCAGAGAGUGAAAACAAUGCCAAAUGCCAGAGACACUGAACUUGAACAAUCUCCUAUUCAGUAUUGGACUGCACUUAGCUGCAAAAUAUAGAAAAUGCCACUGAAAAGUUGGAGAAGCGUAAGAAAGAUAUUUAAGCCAUAAUAGAUAUAACUGAGACGAUGCAUCAGCCCAAUAUUAUCAUCAAUAAGGGUGCAUUUGAGUGUAUUUACAUUUCCACAGAGUUUGUAAUCAAUGGUGUCCAAGCCUGAGGCUGAACCCGUACUGGUUACACAUAUACAGGAGGCCCACAGAUGUGUGUGAGUGUGUGUGUGUGUAUUUCAGGAAGGGUGGGUAGAUAUGUUUGUGCCAUGCGCUAUCGCUCUGGUAAAUAUAAACCAACACUACAACAGUACAGUAUGUAAGAACCAAGUAUCUGUUGCACACCGAUGACCUCAAAAGAACAUCACAGAGUCUUCACUUGGACUCUACCCACUACCUUACCUGCCUUUCUCUUUCUCUCUCCCCUUCCCAUUUGUGUGUUUCCCCCUUCUCCACAUAUAUCUUUGUGAGCAAGCAGUGGUUAAUAAAGAUUUGGGGUUCAGUGAAUGAAA